AUGGUAAGUCUUGUUCUAUUGGGUGACAAUACGUUUGGAGAAUGCCCAAUUGAGGGCGUGCUGAACGGGAUGGAUCCUCCGUCGUAUCGACAGAUUCACGUGCUGGUGAUGGUUCCAAAGCAAGAAUCAUGCUUGUGGCUCGUUAGCGGAACCAUCGAGAAUGCGUUGGACACAAAAGGGAUUCGCCGCAAUUUGUAUCGGCUGGCGGCAUCACGGUUUGGACGCUACGAUCCGGCUUGCCGGAAGAAUGACAAGGAUGUUGCGUUUUGGUAUGAAGACAAGAAAUUGCGCUUUCAUGUUCUUUUUAAGAAAGAGAAAGCUGCAUUGCAAUUCAAUAAUGACUUGGCUGAGAGCACGCUAACGCUUGGCUUUCCAUUGCGUGACCAAAUAAUUACAAGAGAAUUCACACGAGUUAAAGAUGUUCCUACUGACCUGAAGUGUGUUAUGAGCACCGGCUAUGACCCACAAGAGUCAGACUCUCCGCAACACACAAUUUCAUCCGUUUCGUUGACUACAAGUGUUUCGAUUCUGGACUCCUUGACUGACGAGUUUCGAUAUCAACGGAUUGAACACGAGAGGUUUUUUUCCAUUUGGCAAGGCAGAAAGCUGUCAUUUGGUGUCGAGGAAGCAAAGCAGAGAUUACAAACGUAA
This is a messenger RNA of Peronospora belbahrii, 651 nucleotides long. Lineage: Eukaryota; Oomycota; Peronosporomycetes; Peronosporales; Peronosporaceae. The record is from the annotation of a GenBank genome assembly.